Mycena indigotica is the source of this 1650-nucleotide messenger RNA. RefSeq names its product WD-REPEATS-REGION domain-containing protein. Gene Ontology annotation, cellular component: small-subunit processome. Gene Ontology annotation, molecular function: protein binding; snoRNA binding. The record is from RefSeq and is a predicted model, not a curated record. NCBI's taxonomy places the organism in Eukaryota, Fungi, Basidiomycota, Agaricomycetes, Agaricales, Mycenaceae. The transcript has 6 exons. The coding region runs from base 1 to 1650 and encodes 549 amino acids.
AUGCCAGAUGCCUUCUUUGCAUCUUCAAAACAACGAAAGCGCAAACGACCGGAUAGCGCGCAAUCUUCUCGAAAAUUACCGCGAAAAGAAAAUCCAAAGAGCGUAAACCGUUCACGACCCAAACGAUCUGGCGAUGAGGAACUCGACUCGGACCACACUAAUGACGACGUUGACAUCGACGACCUUGAGCUGGCUGAGCAUUAUGACGACCCCGGUGCUAGCGGGGAGGAGGACAACGAGACUCCAGCGGAAAAGCGCCUACGGUUAGCGCAACUAUAUCUCGACAGUGUAAAGGAGGGCCUAGCGGAGGGGGAGUUCGAUGCCGCGGAAAUCGACAAGGAACUUAUUUCUGCUCGAUUGCAAAAGGAUGUAAUGGAGCACUCUGGCAAAAUGCACCUUUUUGUCGCUGACACGCUGGACUUCACGCAGGCUCCUGCGGUGCUCCGCACUAGGGGACAUCGCUUUUCCGUUACAUCUGCUGUUGCUUCCGAGUCCGGACAGCACUUAUUUACUUCUGGCAAGGAGGGCUCAAUCAUCAAGUGGGAUCUUGCCUCCGGGAAACGGCUGGAAACUUUCUUUAAGGUCCAACCACCAACCACCGCCAAGGGAAAGGGUAAACAAAAAAGUACAACCCAUACUUCCGUCGAAGGACAUACCGACUCCGUUCUCGCACUCGCUAUCAGCUCCGACGGCAAGUAUCUUGCCAGCGCAGGCAAAGAUCGACGAAUAGGUGUUUGGGACGCAGAGAAGGGCGUUUGGAUGACAGCUUUUAUUGGGCAGGUGGGGCAUAAAGACGUUGUGUCGGCGAUCUCAUUCCGCAAGGGCACCCACCAGCUAUACACAGGCUCAUACGACCGCACUUUGAAGGUUUACGACUUGACACCGGGCGUUAUGGGCUAUGUGGAGACGUUAUUCGGUCACCAAGACCACGUUCUGUCGCUCGAUGCUCUUCGAGGCGAGACUUGUAUUAGCGUGGGUGGACGGGACAAGACGGUUCGAUACUGGAAGAUCGCGGAUGAGACACAGUUGGUAUUUCGUGGUGGUGGUCGGAGUAAAAUCCGGGACGUUCUGGAUGGUGGUCUCAAGGGAGAGGAUGACGAGGAAGAUGAAAAAAUGGAGGGGACCUCCAAACCCAAAGAAAAGUCGCGUAAAUUCAUCGAAGGGAGCAUGGAAUGUGUCGCGAUGAUUGAUGAGACCACCUUUGUGAGUGGUGGAGACAGCGGCUCUCUAUGUCUCUGGUCCACACAGAAGAAAAAGCCUGUUUUCACGCAACCCAUUGCCCACGGACUGCAUGAAACACAAUCAGCCACUGAAGGCGUUGUUGAGACUCCGCGCUGGAUCACUGCAGUUGCGAGUCUCCGCUAUUCAGACCUGAUAGCCUCUGGCUCAUGGGAUGGCGAUAUUCGAAUAUGGAAGCUUGACGCUAAGCUCAAGUCUUUCGAACUUGUCGGCACUGUCCCUGCACCGGGCGUAGUCAAUUCCCUCCAAUUCCUUACUCCCACGAAAGAUCUUGAAGCGGAGUGGGCAACCUCGGGACGCUCACCGUUGCUGGUUGUCGGUCUUGGUAAAGAGCAUCGGUUAGGCAGAUGGUGGAACAUCAAGGACGGAUUCAAUGGCUCAAUGGUGUUUUCUUUUCCUCGGACAUCAUAG